Molecule: messenger RNA, 2701 nt
Organism: Truncatella angustata
Lineage: Eukaryota; Fungi; Ascomycota; Sordariomycetes; Amphisphaeriales; Sporocadaceae
Exons: 6
Coding region: 482-2701 (739 amino acids)
Source: RefSeq, a predicted model, not a curated record
CAGCAGUAAAGUUUGUCUGCAAGUCUGCUCCCUGUGUAUCAAUUCCAAUCCAGCUACCCCAUAAACAUAAUUUCUAACACUUGCUUGACAGCCUGGUUUGCUCCAACUAUGAUGUAAAUGCUGAAGUUAUCAAUCAAGCAGACAGGGUUUUCGUUGGUGUGGCUUGGAUCUGCUUUAUCUUAGUGAACUUGUUUCAUCUACCGGCUCUGGAAUUACCCCCACAUUAUGUCAAAGCCACCAGAUCGAUCUGCCAAAGGUGUAAACAAUUCUAGUUCUGCCUCCCAUAUCCAGAACAUGUGUUCGAGAUCGUUUGCGACACCUUGGACGCCGUACAACUAUUGGGAUAACAGAUCAUUUGCCUACAUCGUUGACCGCCAGUUGCCAGGCUCGAAUUGCUCCUCAUCCCGUUCUGACGUUUGCGUUGCACCAACCUGUCAACUUGCGAUAUCUCACCUAUUUGUUCAGAUAUUGAUAUGACAACAUGACAGAUCGAUCAUCUUCGCGACACAUACAGGUUCAGGAGCCCGAGAGGCGCCCUCUACUUGAACGUGCACGAUUUCCUCAUUCCUUUGAUGCAGGAGACUUCUUCAGCUGCAACCCAAAUGCCCAUGCUCACUUGCCAGUUUACACCAACAUACACAGGAUACGGAGAGACGUUAUAUCCAUCGUGGAGGAUUAUCUCACAUUCGAACAAUUGAGGGAUCUGCGAUUGAACAUUUCAGUCGUCCGUCCUUUGGUUGAUAAGCUUUAUGAGCUAGAUGACAUAUCAAUUGUAUACUGCCUGCUCGUAAAUCGUGUCCAGUUUCUUCACGAGCAAUCGCAUUUGAGCAACAGGCAGAAUGUCAACUUUACCAGAGCGACGCUAUGUGAAGUCGUAGCCACUCGCAUCCUGAGGCGUUUUGGCGAAGACAACGACGGCAAUCCCGGGCUUCUGGUGCUGGCACAUAUCCUGGUUGCUGGAUUUACGCCCUUCCAGAAUGCUCCCGAGGACAUACGACGCGAAGGGUCCUUGGCUUCAACAUGGGACUUACACAGAACCCUACCGGCCCUUGAGGUAGCCAUCUUAAGUGAGGCCAAAUUUUUUCUGAGCUCAACGCACUGCCAGAAGGUAAUCGACGCCAUUUACACAGGACAUAUUGUCUAUACACCUUCAACCUUUCUGGACCUCAUACCGGACCGUUACAAGCAAAAACCGAUUUCGUUAUAUGACCCACGAGAGGCACCCCUUCUAAACCAGUAUCGGCUCAUCGUGCCACGUACGAGGAACUACCUUGAAGUUUUCCAGUUCCUGAUUCUUAUUGGCCUAUAUCUUCUCUUCAUGGCCGAACGAAAUCCUGAUCAGUUCAGCCCCCUGGAAAUGGCUUUCUCUGUUUACGCCUUUGGAUGGGUUCUAGACCAGUUCGCCACCAUUCUUGAGCAUGGAUGGAAUGUAUACACGCAAAACUUGUGGUCAUUUUUGGAUGUGAUGUUCGCCAUGGUAUACUGGGCAUAUUUGAUUCUCAGGAUACACGGUUGGAGAAUUGAUGACCCCGUCCCAGGGCAACAGGCACUAGAUGUGCUCGCUAUUGGGGCACCCGUACUCAUACCAAGACUGGCAUUUGUCUUACUAUCUGACAACCUCGUAUUCUUGUCGUUGAGAUCAAUGAUGGCCGACUUCACGUUGCUCACAUUUCUGGCUGCAUGGUGCUUCGGCGGCUUCCUACUGUCCAUGGUAUGGCUUGCCGAAGGUCGCCACGACUUCAUCAAGUGGAUGUUGUGGAUAUGGUUCGGGCUCGACGGCACGGGUGUAUCACAAUCGAACGAUUUUCAUUGGCUUCUUGGGCCGAUACUUAUGAUCACCUUUGCUUUCCUAGGCAACACGCUUUUCCUAACUAUUCUUGUGUCCAUGCUGUCAAACACCUUCAGCACGAUUGUGUCUAAUGCGACUGCGGAAAUCCAAUUUCGCAAAGCAGUUCAGACGCUUGAAGGCGUGAAAGCUGAUGCUAUCUUCGCCUACCAACCGCCAUUCAACAUCCUUGCAGUGUUCGUGCUGCUACCAUUGAAGUUCGUGGUUAAUCCACGAUGGUUUCACAAAAUCCACGUAGCAUCUGUGCGAUUCAUCAACCUGCCUGUCCUGCUCUUCAUUGCAGUCGCGGAGCGACGCAUUCUACAACCCACUUCCAAGCAACGACCAACAACACGAAAGAGGACAUGGUUCUGGGAGAAAUGGAAGAUAACGACACACGGCGAUCUCCAGACAGUUUUCGAGAUAAUGCCCCCCGACGAAUUGACUGAGGAUAUUGCUGUGGAUGAUGAGCUUACCCAUCAUAUGAUCCGACGCCAAUUUGUCAGACAGCAAAGUGCACCGUCACAGGAGCUCCUGAAGAGAGGUCGGCUGAACAACGACGGUGCAGACGAUGACGAUAAGGACAAGCGUACUAACAAACCACCAGCCAGACGGGAUUCAAUCGCACCAUACGGCCCAGAUUUGACUGAACAGGUGCGCCAUAUUCUCUCGGAUAUUGACACAGGGAAAGGUAUCAAUGUCACGGAUCGGCUUGACUCCCUAGAAGAGUCAAUGAGCAGGAUAGAGAUAAUGCUGAGUAAGUUAUGCAACAGCGAGAUCGGCGACGAUAGAUCAUUGGACGAAGAAGAAGCCAGAGCUGGUGAAGCGAAUGGCCCAUUACAACAUUUGGAUGAUACGGAUGUGUUUGCGGAUUAG